CUGUGUUUCCUCCCAGCAGCUGCUGCACCAGCCGACCCCUGACGGGACUGAACGAACAGAGCCGAACGAAGUCGAAGUGACGGCGACAGGUCCGCACUGACCCAGCAGCCAGGGACUGGACAAACAUCGAAAGAGAGAGCUUUGCUACUGUAUAUAAAGACACUAAAUUCACAGUUUAUAACUACUAACACGUUAAAAGACUUCGCUAGGAUGACGGCUCUAAGCAGCUGGGAGUUGUGCGUCAAAUACGCCCUCUUCAUCUUCAAUUUCAUCUUCUGGUUGGCAGGUACUGGAGUUCUAGCCGUGGGACUUUGGCUACGUUUUGACUCCAGGACAGCAGGACUGUUUGAAGGACAGGACUCGCCCACAGUCUUCUUCACUGGCGUGUACAUUCUGAUCGCAGCAGGGGCUCUGAUGAUGGUCGUGGGCUUCCUGGGAUGCUGCGGAGCCAUCAAAGAGUCGCCGUGCAUGCUGGGACUGUUCUUCCUCUUCCUGCUCAUCAUCUUCGCUGUGGAAGUGGCUGCUGGGAUCUGGGGCCUCUCCAACAAGGACCGGGUGGUGGAGGACGUCACAGAGUUUUAUAAACAGACUUACAACAACUACAAAGACACCAAACAGGAAGCACUGAAGGAGACCCUCCGCCUCAUCCAUUUUGGACUGAACUGCUGUGGUCCGACAGGAACAGUGAUCGAUGCUGCCAGAGAUAUCUGCCCCAAAAAGGAUGGACUGGAGGCCCUAAUCACCACGAGCUGUCCGGCUGCCAUCGACGAGAUGUUCAACAACAGGCUGCACAUCAUUGGUGGGGUUGGCAUUGGUAUUGGAGUCAUUAUGAUCUUUGGGAUGAUCUUCAGCAUGAUGCUCUGCUGUGCCAUUAAGAGGUCCAGAGACUUUGUUUAAAACCACACACAAAAAUCCUCUCCAUCUUUAACUCGUGUCACUUUUUACACCUGCUGCUUUAGAGUUUAUACCAGUUUAAUAAUGAUAACCGUCAUCUCUUAGUUUCCUGCCUUGAAUCCAUACAGGAUGGCCACAUUGACCUGUGAGAGUAUGGAGCCUGAUCAAUGAUGCUUCUUAAUUUUCCACUCUGUCUGUAGGGAGAUUAUAUUUGUACCCAGAGUAAACUGAACAAAUGCCCAGUAUACUACAGGAAAAGAGAGACUCUGUUGCCCCCUGGAGGACUGCAAAGAUCACUCCGUUUUUUCUUUUUUCGGAUAAAACCACUUCAAUUUAUGUAAAGCAAGUUGAAAGUUUGCCUGUGGUGAGUUGUGAUCUAACAGGCUUUUUUUGCAGCUAACUGAAUUUUACCGUGUGACUCAUGUUUAGAUUUUAUUAAAUUUUUUCAUUAGAAGCUUUGGUUUUUAUAAAAAAAAAAAAAGAACUGUGGAGUUUUAUGCACAUAUUUUGAUGAAUGCAGUUCAAAUAUAAUGUAUCUUUAUGUCAAAUAAAUGAACUAAUAAAUGCUGAUUUGUGUUAAA
This is a messenger RNA of Lates calcarifer (barramundi perch), 1475 nucleotides long. RefSeq names its product CD9 antigen. The transcript has 8 exons. Gene Ontology annotation, cellular component: membrane. The record is from RefSeq and is a predicted model, not a curated record. Bases 211 to 897 code for a protein of 228 amino acids. Lineage: Eukaryota; Metazoa; Chordata; Actinopteri; Centropomidae.